ACAUGGCGGGCACGUGGCCCGGGCACCAACAUGGCGGCCACGUGGUCGGGUAUUUAAGAGGGAGCCAGACCCGCUUCCCCUCACAACCGGCCCGGUGCCCGCACGUGUUCCCGCGCUCCUCAUAAGUGUUCAGUGAUUUAUUAGCCAACAUAUACAAGAUGCCUGAGGAAACAAUGGAGGAAGUGGAGACCUUCGCCUUCCAGGCGGAGAUCGCCCAGUUGAUGUCUCUCAUCAUCAACACCUUCUACAGCAACAAGGAAAUCUUCCUGCGAGAACUGAUCUCCAACUCUUCUGACGCGCUUGACAAGAUCCGCUACGAGUCGUUGACUGAUCCGUCAAAGCUCGAGUCCGGCAAGGAUCUCACUAUCAGGAUCGAGCUUGACAAGAACGAGCGGACUUUCACUAUCAUCGACACUGGUGUAGGCAUGACAAAGGCUGAUCUGGUUAACAAUUUGGGAACCAUUGCUAAGUCUGGCACCAAGGCGUUCAUGGAGGCACUGCAGGCUGGGGCUGACAUCUCCAUGAUUGGGCAGUUUGGUGUGGGCUUCUACUCCGCCUACCUGGUGGCCGACAAGGUGGUUGUCACCUCCAAACACAAUGAUGACGAGCAGUAUACCUGGGAGUCUGCCGCUGGAGGCUCCUUCACUAUCCGGCCCGACAAAAGCUACCCACUAUCCCGGGGCACGAGGAUCACACUAUACCUGAAGGAGGACCAAGCCGAGUACGUGGAGGAGCGCCGCAUCAAGGAGGUGGUGAAGAAACAUUCUCAGUUCAUCGGCUACCCCAUCAGGCUCCUGGUGGAGAAGGAGAGGGAGAAGCAAAUCCCAGAUGACGAUGAAGAAGAGAAGGAAGACGAGGCUGCUAAAAAAGACGACAUGCCGAACGUGGAGGACGUGGGAGCAGACGAAGACGCUGACAAAGGGCUGGAGAAAGCCAAGAAGAUGAAGACUGUGAAGGAGAAAUACAUGGAGGACGAAGAACUGAACAAGACGAAGCCGCUGUGGACCCGCAACCCAGAUGACAUCUCUCAGGAGGAGUACGGAGAGUUCUACAGGUCACUCACCAAUGACUGGGAGGACCACUUGGCUAUCAAACACUUCAGUGUUGAGGGCCAGCUGGAGUUCCGGGCACUUCUCUUCGUGCCUCGACGUGCUCCCUUUGAUCUCUUUGAGAAUCGUAAACAGAAGAACAAGAUAAAGUUGUAUGUUCGUCGCGUGUUCAUCAUGGAUAACUGUGAGGAACUCAUCCCAGAGUACCUCAACUUCAUCACUGGUGUUGUUGACUCUGAAGAUCUUCCCCUCAACAUCUCUCGUGAGAUGCUUCAACAGAACAAGAUCUUGAAAGUUAUCCGUAAAAACUUAGUGAAGAAAGCCAUGGAACUCUUCGAGGAACUCAUGGAGGACAAAGAUUCAUUCAAGAAAUUAUAUGAGAAUUUCUCCAAGAAUAUCAAACUGGGCAUCCACGAGGACUCCACCAAUCGUAAGAAACUGGCAGAGUUCCUGCGGUUCUACACCUCAGCAUCAGGAGACGAGAUGAGCAGCUUGAAGGACUACGUCUCCCGCAUGAAGGACAACCAGAAACAGAUCUAUUACAUCACCGGAGAGAGUCGUGACGCUGUCGCUAACUCAGCCUUUGUAGAGAGGGUGAAGAAGCGAGGCUUUGAGAUCAUCUACAUGAUUGACCCCAUCGACGAGUAUUGCAUCCAGCAGCUGAAGGAAUAUGACGGUAAGCAGCUCUUGUCGGUCACCAAGGAAGGUCUCGAGCUCCCAGAUGACGAGGAGGAGAAAAAGAAGUUAGAGGAACAAAAACAGAAGCUGGAGAACUUGUGCAAGGUAAUAAAGGACAUCCUUGACAAGAGAGUAGAGAAGGUGGUGGUGAGCAACCGCCUGGUGACCUCUCCGUGCUGUAUCGUGACCUCCCAGUAUGGCUGGACCGCAAACAUGGAACGCAUCAUGAAGGCUCAGGCACUGCGAGACACCUCUACCAUGGGCUACAUGGCUGCCAAGAAGCACCUGGAGAUCAACCCAGAUCACAGCAUCAUUGAGACCCUCAGGCAGAAGGCUGAUGCUGAUAAGAAUGAUAAGUCUGUGAAAGAUCUAGUCAUGCUGCUCUUCGAGACGUCCCUUCUAGCGUCCGGCUUCAACCUGGAGGACCCCGGGGUACACGCCGCCAGGAUCUACAGGAUGAUCAGUUUAGGUCUUGGUAUCGACGACGAGGAAGCUAUCACGAUCCCUGAGGACACCAACCCUCUGGACGACAUGCCGCCGCUGGAAGGGGACGAGGAGGAUGCCUCUAGGAUGGAAGAGGUCGACUAGCCAUGUCAUCCUCCGCCCAACAUGUCUCAUACACACUUCUCAUCCACGCAAUCAUUCCUCGCAAGAUUUAUGAUAUAUUUUCUAUCAUCCUUCGCUAUUUAUAGUCAUUCAUAAUCAAUUAUAACGUCAGAAACAAAGAAAUUAAAGUGAUCACCUAAAAUGUCUACAAUUUAAUUUGUGAUGCAAUUCAUUCCAUGUAUAUCAUUGUCGUGCAGCAUGUGUCCAUCAAUCAGUAUAGGAGGAUACUUGUCCAGGCAUUCAUCAUGCUGUAAGCGGCAUCGCCUGUAGCUUGCUGCUAUGAAUGCUCCUGUAAAGCCAGCCUCGCCUCAAUUUUAUAAAUAAAUGGAUAACCAGA
Messenger RNA from Procambarus clarkii (red swamp crayfish), 2670 nucleotides. Its product is annotated as heat shock protein HSP 90-alpha. Gene Ontology annotation, cellular component: plasma membrane; cytosol; protein-containing complex. Gene Ontology annotation, molecular function: ATP binding; ATP-dependent protein folding chaperone; disordered domain specific binding. Gene Ontology annotation, biological process: protein folding; cellular response to heat; protein stabilization. NCBI's taxonomy places the organism in Eukaryota, Metazoa, Arthropoda, Malacostraca, Decapoda, Cambaridae. The record is from RefSeq and is a predicted model, not a curated record.